Mobula hypostoma (lesser devil ray) is the source of this 4259-nucleotide messenger RNA. It is a transcript of the gene prpf38b, whose product is annotated as pre-mRNA processing factor 38B. NCBI's taxonomy places the organism in Eukaryota, Metazoa, Chordata, Chondrichthyes, Myliobatiformes, Myliobatidae. The transcript is spliced from 6 exons. Gene Ontology annotation, cellular component: precatalytic spliceosome. Bases 235 to 1854 code for a protein of 539 amino acids. The record is from RefSeq and is a predicted model, not a curated record.
GUGGAGGGCGCCAUUUUGUGUAUUUUCUAUAAAUUAGAGCAGAGUAGGUGUGCGGAAUAGUUUAUUUUUGAAAGGAAAAGCACUCCUCUGUUUUUUUUUUGUUUAAUAUAGCAGCUGGGCACAAGUGAUGUGUGUUUAAAGGCUAUCCAGGAGUUUGAAGGCUCGCAACCCACAGAGCGGUACGCAUUGAUGUGGAGAUCGUUUCUCUUGUGAGCGGGAGUGAGCGACAGCGAGAUGGCUAACAAAACGGCCAUUGGGAACCACCAGCAACAGCCGCCGCAACAGGCCGGAGGAAGCGCCAAACCCGCCUCCUCUAUUAAGCAGGGCAACGUACUGCCCUUAUGGGGCAACGAAAAGACUAUGAACCUCAACCCACUCAUCCUCACCAACAUCCUUUCUUCGCCCUACUUCAAAGUACAACUGUACGAACUGAAGACUUACCACGAGGUCGUGGAUGAGAUCUACUUUAAGGUUACUCAUAUUGAGCCAUGGGAAAAGGGGAGCAGGAAGACUGCAGGCCAGACAGGCAUGUGCGGAGGGGUUCGUGGUGUUGGAACAGGAGGUAUUGUUUCAACUGCCUUUUGUCUGCUGUACAAGCUAUUUACCCUGAAGUUAACUCGCAAACAAGUGAUGGGUCUUAUAACACACACUGACUCUCCAUACAUCCGUGGUUUAGGAUUCAUGUACAUUCGGUACACACAGCCUCCAGCUGACCUGUGGGAUUGGUAUGAGCCCUUUUUAGAUGAUGAAGAGGAACUGGAUGUAAAGGCUGGAGGAGGGUGUGUCAUGACUAUAGGAGAAAUGAUUCGUUCUUUCCUUACGAAGUUGGAAUGGUUCUCUACUUUAUUCCCAAGAAUUCCAGUUCCAGUUCAAAAGAAUCUGGAUCAGUAUCUCAAAACUCGCCCCAGGAAAAUUACCAAAAAAGAUGGGAAGGAUGCAAUGGAAGAUCACGAACGUCUAUCAGAACGUAGACACUCACGGUCACCACGAAGAUCCCUUAGUCCACGGAAAUCUAGAAGCAGAAGUCGUCAUAGAGAGGGCCAUGGUUCUUUUGGCUUCGACAAGGAACUAGAAAGAGAAAGAGAACGGCAGAAACGAGAACGGGAGCAAAUGAAAGACAGAGAGAGGAGUGAGAAGGAUAGACACAAGUCUAGAAGCUCAGACAGAGGCAUGGACCGCAGGCGAAGUAGAAGCCGAGAUCGGCAUAGAAGUCGAAGCAGAGAUAAAAGGAAUGAUAAAAAAGAUAAAGAGAGGGAGAAGGAAAAUGAAAGAAGCAGAAGGAGAGACAAAGAUUAUGAUAAAGAAAGGGUAAGUGACAGAGAUAGGGAUAGAAAUAUUGAGAAAGAAUUAGAGAGAUCUAGAGACAGAGAUAAACGAAGCCGGUCAAAGACAGAAGAGAGAAAACGUAAGGAAGAGAGGAGAGAAAAAGAUGAAAGAAGACAUAAAGAUGAUAAAAAGGAUUCAAAAAAGGAUAAAAAGCAUAGCAGAAGUAGGAGCAGAGAGAAAAGACAUAGGAGUAGUAGUCCUGGCAGGGGUCAUGUCAGCAAGCGUAGCAGAAGCAAAAGCAAGGAAAAGUCUAAACAUCGAAAUGAGCACAAAGAGAAAUCAAACAAACGAAGUGUUAGCAGAGAAAGGACUGAUGAGAAUGACAGUGAACGACUAAAGAAACAGAGUAGCCAUAGUAAAGAGAGAGCUCACAAGCGCAGUCGAAGCAAAGAACGAUCUCACAAACAAAGUCACAGUGAUGGUAAGGACCAUUCAAGCAAACUAAGCCACAGAAGUCUCAGUGCAGAAAGAGAGAACAAAAGCAAUGCAGAAGGGUGGUUACAAGGCAAUACCACUGAUGAUGAUUGAAAAUUUAAAUCUAAUUGUACAGUGAUUAAAUUGUUUUGCUUUUGAACAUUUUUUUAAAUUAUGCUAUGGCUAGGAUAAACACAUGUCUUUGAAUUCCUGUAGCCUGCAGAUAAUAUUUCCUGUUUGUAGGAAGUGCCUUUGGUAACCAGCUGUUCAAUUUACCAUUGUAAUUCAAGACCAAUUUUAUUCUGUACAAUGUAGAAGAUACAGGAUUUGUUUUGGUUGAAAUAAUGUUUUUGCAAGUAUACUAUGUACAUACGUUGAGAGUUUUAAUCAUUGGCACAGCUGCCAUAUUGGUUCAUUUUGUAUGAUGGGCAAUAAACUGCCAUACUUAAAAACCUGUGUUAAUACGUUCAAAGCGCUUGUGUCUGACAUAUCUGUCCCCGAAGUAGAUUUUUCCCAACUUUUCUAUUUAUUUAAUGUGGGACCUUACACAUCUUUGAAAAAGGUGGGUGAUAUGAUCUUUAUAAGAUGGAAAUUACAUUGGGUUUUCCUAGCAUUUGUGCAGAUAUUCUAUAGAGGGUAGCUAAACGUAAAAACAAAACUAAAUCCUGAACUAGAAUUUCGAAUAUACCAGAGUUCAGUGCACGAGUUAGAAAGAUGGAAUGAGAUCAAGUGUUUCCUUGAGACACAUUUUAGGCCUUCAGAUUUUUUUGGCUUUACAUUAAAAGUAGUAUUUUAAAACUUGAGGUGGAUUUUUAUAAAACAGGAGUAGACUCAGUUAUUGGAGGAGUGCUUUAAAAUGUAUUUUUUAAAAUAUACUAUAAAAAGGGUGAUUAAUGGCUGAAGCAGUUUCUUCUUGGUCCUUUGAAUUCAUCUGGAUCUAGUGAAGAUACAGUGGUAUAAUUAAAAAUUUCAUUAUAAAAUUGGUAAAUUUCACUCAUUUAAAAAAAUAUAUUCUAUUUGGGGCUUUUUUGCAUUGACCCAAUACACCAAAAUCAAUCCGUGUUAAUAUAAUAAAAUUGAAAGCAACCUAUUCUUGUUCAUAAUGGGUGUUUGUCAGAAUGUUAAGCAAGGGCCCUGUAGUGGGAAUAUGUCUAUUGCUAUGGUGUUAGCUAUUUGUUUGGAAGUCUUAUGUAAAUAAUUGAGGCUUUCCCAGAUUGCAAAAUGGGAUUUAUUGAGGUUAGAAUGAUUAGUGAAUGUAUUUCAUUCAGAAAUGUUUAGCAAUGUUGCUUGUUUUGUGUGAUGUACUGUCUAGAGAGGCAACUUGAGAAAAUAUAAGCACAAUUAUUUUUGUGAAAGAAAAAACAACUUCCCAACACUGCAGUGUUUAAAGAAAUGGAUAUUACAUAUUUUUAGUCAUUUGAGAACUGGAUAACUGACAAUUUUAAUUUCAGUGGUCAGCACUGAGCUGUAUUCUGCAGAAAACAUUGAUGUUUUUUGGUAGUUGGGGGACGAAUAUGAAGAUGAGCAACAUUUCUAAAUUUUAUCAAACUGUAGGGAUUUCAUAUCUAGGCAGGAACCGGCUUGUUGAAUGGAUUGUGUUAGAAAUUGAAAGCUCAUUACCAGAUGUAUGUGGUACCUUAAAGCAUCAAUUUUCUGUUGUUGCUUUGGAAAAACUCUGACAUCACAGUCCCCUUCAUAUAAUUUAAUUGAAGGAUUAAUCUUGAGUGUCAUUGUUGUAUUUAUAAAUUGCUGUUUAAUAGCAUGUGAUUUUUUUUAAGAGAAAGAAAACUGCAGAUGUAUGUUUAUUAAUAUUCCUUUCAUUGGCUGCAAUAAGUCAGCUCAUAACUUAAGAAUUAUGUCCAUGGGGAAUAUUGACUUUGGAUUUUUAACAUUAAGGAAAUGGUACAAUUUGUAACAUGGGAAAAGGAAAGCAUAAUGGUGCUUCCAAGCACUAAUUGUUUGAUGUUUUAAGCUCUGCAAAAAUAUGGAAUUGGCCACACAUGCACAUCCUUGUCCAUUUCAAGAAAUACUGGAUCUGUGGAUAGAUAAAAAUAUAGGAAAUGAAAUACUGUUUAAACUCCCAGCGAAACUUGAAAUAAAUAGAAAAUGGUAUCCUGACUACUGAACAUUUUAACAAGCUGGUUUAUCUUCAGUCUUUUUCUUAUUAGGAGAGAUUCUGCUUUUGCGAACAAAAAGUGUCGUGCAUAUAUUUCUGCUAUUGAUCUACACUUAUGAAUCAUUUGAUCUAUAUUUGAAGCUCUUGUAAGGUGCAAGGAAACUAUAAACUAUGCUCAGUAUUUAGUUUAACUUGAUUGCAAAAUUGUAUUUUUCAUUAUGCAAGGUACACCUUCCAAUUCACUAAUGAUUCAGAUGCAAUAUUGAUUUGUCAUAUUUACAAGAAAGACAAGGUAGAGACUGGAUUUUUUUCAUGCAUAAAAAGUUUUUAAACUAGUGCUGCCUCUGGAGUAUUGCCUUAAAUUGAUAUUAGCUGGUGAAGUAGUUCUUGCAGUCUACCACCU